AUGAGGCGCAUGCGCGGUGCUGGACGGCGCUGGAGCUGCGGGCCCGGCGCGGGCUCGCGGAGGGGCCGGGGGGCAGCCGUUGGCGGAGGCGAGGCGGCGUGCGGCUGGCGGGGCCUGGCGGGCGGCUCGCCGCAGCAGCUGGCGGAGCGAUACGCGGACUUGGCCGCCAGCCACAGCGAGGCGGUGCGGGCCCGCGAGGAGCGGGAGCGCCAGAACGUGCGGCUGCGGGACGAGAACGCGCGGCUGCGGCUGGAGAACCGCCGGCUGAGGCGGGAGAACCGCAGCCUCUUCCGCCAGGCGCUGCUGGGGCCCGGCCCGGAGCCCGACGCGCCGCCCCGCCCGGGCUCCGCCCCCGAGCAGCAGCAGCAGGAGGAGGAAGCGGCGCUCGCGGGCCAGCUGCGGCGGCUGCAGGAGAGGCACCGCCGGGCCCUGCAGCAGCUGCGGCGCCGCCGAGCCCAGGACGGGCUGGAGGAGGACGGGGAGCUGGACGAGCUGCUGCGGGAAUUGGACGGGGAGCAGCAACAGCCCCCAGGGCAGCAGCCGCCGGAGAAGAAGAGCCUGGUGCCGCCCCUAUAACCAGGGGGAGGCUGACGGGGCUCCGCAGUGGUUUGGGGACCCCCCCACUGCCAGAUCACUGGGGUGAGGAGCCCCUAUCACUCUCCAGCCCCCCUUUGCUACCUGAGGCGGACCCAGCUGGCUGCACUCUGGGGCCGCCUCACAGCGGGGCUCCUCUGCCCCACAGGUUUUUGGGGUCCCAGAAGUAGGCACGGGAGCUUUUUGCAGGAGAAGCCACAGCAUCUGGAGGAGGCCCCAAGGAGCCCCACGUCGCAGGAGGGAAAGGGCCUCACAGCAGCAGGUGCCUCGUGCCCUUGGAUGUUGAGGAGAAGUUCGUCCUAGAGGGAGAAAUGGAUUCUGGACUUUGCCGCCUCCUGGCAUUGCCCUGUCUGCCUUCUCUGCUUUGAUUUGGACCUGUGUGUCUAGUUAUCUUUGUGCAGGAGUGAACAAAUCUCAUAGAGGCCAUAAUAGCCCUGUAGAUGACCCAACAAUGGCACAUUUGUUAGCCUGCUACUAGGUUUUAGUACCCAUGUAUAUCAGUUUAAAAAAAUGAAAAGUUUGUGUGCCAGAUUUAUUUUGACAGCACUUUAAAUGAAAGCUGAUAAUCCUCGGAAUCCUUCUGAAUUGGUUGGAUAUCAUCUGCAACUCCAUUCUCUGUAUAUCUUUGACUAUUGCUUUGUUCAUCCUUGUCUGUUGCAUAAUUGGUCUAGACAUGGCACUUCCAAUUCAUAAAACUACAGGUCAUACUAAAUAAAUCCUUGACACACCAAAA
Terrapene triunguis (Three-toed box turtle) is the source of this 1327-nucleotide messenger RNA. RefSeq names its product tumor suppressor candidate gene 1 protein homolog. The coding region runs from base 1 to 576 and encodes 191 amino acids. The record is from RefSeq and is a predicted model, not a curated record. NCBI's taxonomy places the organism in Eukaryota, Metazoa, Chordata, Testudines, Emydidae. The transcript has a single exon.